CUUCGAAUCAUAAAACCGACGUCACCGUACUGAAAGAGUUGGAGAUGGCAACUGAAAUCGAGUCCCGGUUCCUCACCAACUUUUCUCCGGGUAUGGAUGACGUACGUUCGAAACUGCAAUGGGCGUCACAGCGUUGUACCACCCAACUUGAAGAUAUCGUCUAUUCGCUUUUCGGCAUCUUUAAUCUUCACCUUACCCAUUCUUUAUGGCGAAACCGCCGAGAAUACGCUUGGCCGUCUCCUAGCCGAAAUCAUAUCGCAGUCUGGGGAUAUUUCGGUUUUGGAUUGGGUCGGAGAGGCGUCACAGUUUCAUAGUUGUUUCCCUGUUCACAUUGCCUCGUAUCAAAUGCUACCGUUGCCUCCACC
This is a messenger RNA of Pisolithus orientalis, 365 nucleotides long. RefSeq lists its product as uncharacterized. Bases 45 to 314 code for a protein of 89 amino acids. The transcript has a single exon. Lineage: Eukaryota; Fungi; Basidiomycota; Agaricomycetes; Boletales; Pisolithaceae. The record is from RefSeq and is a predicted model, not a curated record.